AUGGCUCAUUUUGGACAUCACAAUCUGGGGAAUUUGCUUUUGGUUUCCAAAAAAUUGGUAAACAUGGCUUCUUACUAUCCAUCUGAUGGACUGUUUAGGCUCAAUGAGGCUGCAACAGGCAAGCGAAUAUGGGUUGCUGAUUCUUCUGGUACUGGAGUUGCCCAUGCAGCCGUGCUUGACACAGGAAAUUUUGUGCUGGCUAACCUUGAAUCAAUCAGUUUGUGGGAGAGUUUUGAUCAGCCAACUGACACAAUCUUUCCUACUGAGAGUCUAAAUCAAGAAACCAUACUCUUUGCGCGAUAUAAGGAAACAACUCACUCAAGAGGGAGAUUCCAGCUUACCUUGCAACGUGACGGGAAUUUCGUGCUGUAA
Molecule: messenger RNA, 372 nt
Organism: Prunus armeniaca (apricot)
Lineage: Eukaryota; Viridiplantae; Streptophyta; Magnoliopsida; Rosales; Rosaceae
Source: the annotation of a GenBank genome assembly